Messenger RNA from Pogoniulus pusillus (Red-fronted tinkerbird), 3295 nucleotides. It is a transcript of the gene KAT2A, whose product is annotated as lysine acetyltransferase 2A. Gene Ontology annotation, cellular component: ATAC complex; nucleus. The transcript has 18 exons. Gene Ontology annotation, molecular function: protein binding; histone H3 acetyltransferase activity. Gene Ontology annotation, biological process: positive regulation of transcription by RNA polymerase II; chromatin remodeling. Bases 31 to 2451 code for a protein of 806 amino acids. Lineage: Eukaryota; Metazoa; Chordata; Aves; Piciformes; Lybiidae. The record is from RefSeq and is a predicted model, not a curated record.
ACUGAGCCUAGCGUGCACGCCGGGCCCGGCAUGGCGGAGCCGGAGGCCGCGCAACCGGGGCGGCCCCCGCCGGGCCCGGGGCCGGGAACGGCGGCGGCGGCGGCGGCAGGGGCGACGGGAAGCGGGACGGUAACGGGCGGAGGAGGGGGAACGGGGUCCAGUGACCCGGCUCGGCCCGGGUUAAGUCAGCAGCAAAGAGCGAGUCAGCGCAAAGCGCAGGUGCGGGGGUUCCCCCGCGGGAAGAAGCUGGAGAAGCUGGGGGUCUUCUCGGCGUGCAAGGCCAACGAUGCCUGCAAGUGCAAUGGCUGGAAGAACCCCAACCCCCCCACUGCCCCCCGCAUGGACCUGCAGCAGCCAGUGACCAACCUGAGUGAGCCCUGCCGCAGCUGCAGCCACGCUCUGGCUGACCACGUGUCCCACCUGGAGAACGUCUCUGAGGAGGAGAUCAAUCGGCUGCUGGGCAUGGUGGUGGACGUGGAGAACCUCUUCAUGUCGGUGCACAAGGAGGAGGACACUGACACCAAGCAGGUGUAUUUCUACCUGUUCAAGCUCCUGCGCAAGUGCAUCCUGCAGAUGAGCCAGCCAGUGGUCGAGGGGUCCCUGGGGAGCCCCCCCUUUGAGAAACCAAACAUCGAGCAGGGUGUCCUGAACUUCGUACAGUACAAGUUCAGCCACCUGCCGCCCAAGGAGCGCCAGACCAUGUAUGAGCUCUCCAAGAUGUUCCUGCUCUGCCUCAACUACUGGAAGCUGGAGACGCCGUCGCAGUUCCGGCAGCGCUCGCAGAGUGAUGACGUGGCCACCUACAAGGUCAACUACACGAGGUGGCUUUGCUACUGCCACGUGCCCCAGAGCUGUGACAGCCUCCCCCGCUACGAGACCACCCACGUCUUCGGGCGCAGCCUGCUCAAGUCCAUCUUCACGGUCACUCGCCGGCAGCUGCUGGAGAAGUUCCGGGUGGAGAAGGACAAGCUGGUGCCGGAGAAGCGGACGCUGAUCCUCACCCACUUCCCCAAGUUCCUGUCCAUGCUGGAGGAGGAGAUCUAUGGUGAGAACUCUCCCAUCUGGGAGGCUGAUUUCACCAUGCCAGCUGCCGAAGGAGCCCAGCUGGUGUCUCGCCCAGCCGUGGUCAGCACCGUGGCUGUGCCCAGCACUCCACUCUUCAGCAAGAAGCUCAGCAGCAGCAGCUCCACAGCGAGCAUGGACGCCAGCACCCCAGAGCCCCUGCCAGGGGAAAAGCGGAAGCUGCCCGAGAGCCUGACCCUAGAAGAUGCCAAACGGAUCCGUGUCAUGGGGGACAUCCCCAUGGAGCUGGUGAACGAGGUCAUGCUGACCAUCACGGACCCUGCUGCCAUGCUGGGCCCUGAGACCAGCCUGCUGUCGGCGAACGCGGCGCGGGACGAGACGGCGCGGCUGGAGGAGCGCCGCGGCAUCAUCGAGUUCCACGUCAUCGGCAACUCCCUCUCCCAGAAGUCCAACAAGAAGAUCCUGAUGUGGCUGGUGGGGCUGCAGAACGUCUUCUCGCACCAGCUGCCGCGCAUGCCCAAGGAGUACAUCACCCGCCUCGUCUUCGACCCGAAGCACAAGACCCUGGCGCUGAUCAAGGACGGGCGCGUGAUCGGGGGCAUCUGCUUCCGCAUGUUCCCCACCCAGGGCUUCACCGAGAUCGUCUUCUGCGCCGUCACCUCCAACGAGCAAGUGAAGGGCUAUGGCACACACCUGAUGAAUCACCUGAAGGAGUACCACAUCAAGCACAACAUCCUCUACUUCCUCACCUACGCGGACGAGUAUGCCAUCGGCUACUUCAAGAAGCAGGGCUUUUCCAAGGACAUCAAAGUUCCCAAGAGUCGCUACCUGGGCUACAUCAAGGACUACGAGGGGGCAACCCUGAUGGAGUGUGAGCUGAACCCCCGCAUCCCCUACACCGAGCUCUCCCACAUCAUCAAGAAACAGAAGGAGAUCAUCAAGAAGCUGAUUGAGAGGAAGCAGGCACAGAUCCGCAAGGUCUACCCUGGCCUGACCUGCUUCAAGGAGGGUGUGCGGCAGAUCCCCAUCGAGAGCGUUCCUGGCAUCCGAGAAACAGGAUGGAAGCCCCUGGGGAAGGAGAAGGGCAAGGAGCUGAAGGAUCCAGACCAGCUCUACAACACCCUGAAGAACCUCCUGGCCCAGAUCAAGACCCACCCCAGUGCGUGGCCCUUCAUGGAGCCAGUGAAGAAGUCAGAGGCUCCAGACUACUACGAGAUCAUUCGGUUCCCCAUCGACCUGAAGACCAUGACGGAGCGGCUGAAGAAUCGCUACUACGUCACCAAGAAGCUCUUCAUCGCCGACCUGCAGCGCAUCAUCACCAACUGCCGCGAGUACAACCCCCCCGACAGCGACUACUGCAAGUGUGCCAACACCCUGGAGAAGUUCUUCUACUUCAAGCUCAAGGAGGGGGGGCUCAUUGACAAGUAGGGGAGGUGGCCUGGACCUGCCUUGACUGCUACCCCCCUGCCACCUGGAGGGACAGGGCUGCUGUGGCACCAGGUCCUGUGGGCAGGGGCUGCUGGAGGGUUUGGUGCUGCUGAGCAGCCCUGAAGGAAGCUGGGUCUUCCCUGGGGGGGAUGGGGCUGGGGUGCUUUUCCUGGGGUGGGGGUAAGCAGUGGGGAUGGAGCUGCCUUAUCAGGAUCUGCCCAGGAUCUGGGUAAUGCUGAGUUCCUGCCUCUCUCUGGGGGCCCAGACACCCCUGGCACUGGCAUUUCUGCCUAGGGUUGUGCCUUCUGCCCUCUCAGUGGCAGGGUGAGGGGGAGGGCACACAAGUGCUUUGGUUUUGCUUCCGUCCACGCACAGGCAGCCCCCACCCCUCUCAUUGAAUGUAUGGUGGGGCUCAGCCCUGCCCCUGGGGCUGCGGGCAGAUGCUGCUCGUGGUCUGGGGUCCUGCUGUGAGGGGGGGGGCUCAGGCCCUGCACUCCUGACCUCCUGCUGCCUCUAUCAUCUCUGUCCUCCCUACCCCCUCCUGCUGCCAGCUGAGGGGCUGGGGGCUGCACUGGCCUCUGCUCCCCCUGCUCUGACCCCCACCUGCCCCCUCCAUGCCCCUCACGGGCCGUGUGCCCCUUCCUUGGCUGCUGGGCUCGCGAGUGCCCAACCCCAAUGCUGCCCUGUCCCCCAGUCUUGCUUGGCCCCUGCUGCCUUGGCAUCAGUGGGUGGGUGCUGGUGAUGCUGGGUGGGACCACCCCCGCUGCCAUUCCACGUGGUUGAUGUUCUCUUGGGUUUGGGGUUCGUUGGUUUGUGUUUUUUUUAAUAAACGUCCUCGUGCAGA